Cetraspora pellucida is the source of this 773-nucleotide messenger RNA. The record is from the annotation of a GenBank genome assembly. Lineage: Eukaryota; Fungi; Glomeromycota; Glomeromycetes; Diversisporales; Gigasporaceae.
GUUAUGACAAUACUGAUGAUGUAGACCUACUAGAUAAUCAAGAUGAUUUUAAUAUAAAUAACUUAAUUUUUUCAAGCUCAUAUGAAUUUAUACAUUCUGGAUUGCAUGAUAUAAAAUUUAUUGAUAAUGUAAUAUUUUAUUUAUAUUUAAAAGACAAGUUUAAUAUUAAAAAAAAAGAACAACAAACCUUUCAAAAAGAACCUGAUGCUAUAAAUUAUAAUGAUAAAAAACAAGUACAAUCUUCUUACCUUAAUGAUGAACAAAAAAAAGCUUUCUUACUUGUUUGUAAUCAUUGUGAACAAAACUACUCUGACAAUCUUAAUAAACUACCUCAGUUAUUAAUGUUUCUAAGUGGUGCUGAAGGUACAGGCAAAUCAAAAGUUAUUAAUGCUAUUGCAGAAUACUUUGAUCAAACUAAUCAAAAAAUAACCUUUAACCUUUGUGCACCAACUGGUGUUACUGCAUCAAAUAUUGGUAAUUGUACUCUUUAUUCUUUAUGUGAAUUUGGAUUUGAUGAUGAUUAUGGCACUUGUAAAUAUAAUUUUCUCAAAAAAAUAUUGAAAAAAAUGCUUCAAGAGAGAUGGGCAAAUAUAGAAUAUGUUAUCAUAGACAAAGUUUCAAUAAUAGGACAAAGACUUAUUACACAAUUACAUACAUAUAUUAAAGAAGCAAAAAUUUUUCAGGAUGAUACUAUACCUUUUGCUGGUUUAAAUAUAAUAUUUGUUGGAGACUUUCUACAACUCCUGCCAGUACUUGAUCAACCUUUAUACUGA